UAGAGGUUUUUUGAUAAAAGAAAUUGUGAAAAUGUAAGGGUGUAAUUUGUCAACACGACAGACCAAGGACAUCAAUGUCCCCAGUCUCCCAUUCCAAUACGCACACGCACUCCCAUCCAGCCUUGCCACCAUUCUAUCGAUCAAUCAAUCCAUAAUAAUUCUUUUCAAUCAAGUUGGUUCUCUGAACCGUACUUUAAUAUUAAAGAUAAAAACGUCAAGAGGCCCAUCCGCAAUUUCUUAUUAUUGCUACUCCCUUCGAUCUGCUGUUAGCUGCUGAUCCCUGCGAUGGCGACCGGCAACCUGGACUGCGUCAUCGUCGCCGUCGACGGCAGCGAGGAGAGCAUGAACGCUCUCCGGUGGGCCCUAGAGAACCUCCGGCUCCGCCCCAAGUCCGAGGGCUGCGAUCCUGGCUCACUCGUCGUCCUCCUCCACGCUCAGUCACCCCCCUCGAUCGCUGCUGGGCUCAACCCUGGAUCCAUUCCCUUCGGCGGCCCCAGUCACGUGGAGGUGCCGGCGUUCACGGCGGCGAUAGAGGCGCACCAGAGGAGGAUCACGGAGGCGAUCAUCACGCACGCGCUGCAGAUCUGCAAGGAGAAGAACGUUGAGGUGAAGACUGAGGUUGUGGUUGGGGACCCCAAGGUUACAAUAUGUGAGGUUGUGGAUAGAAUGAAGGCAGACUUGCUGGUGAUGGGCUGUCGAGCUUAUGGCCCCAUCAAGAGGAUGUUUUUGGGAAGUGUGAGCAACUAUUGCAUCAAUCACGUUACCUGCCCAGUUGUUGUGAUAAAGGGCAAAGGCACCAGUUAGUGAGUUUGGUUUUUCUCCUUGCAUUGCCUUGUUGUACCAUUUUGCUUGAAUGUGUUCUUUGUUUUUUCCAUUAGACUCUCCUUGCACAUUUGGGUAUUGGUUUGGUGUCUCAGUAUGUUCCUUCUCAGGAACUGCUCCUUCUGUCCAACAAAAUGAUCCUCAUGUUAUGUACAUUGGAAGGUUGGUUGAUUUGUUGUUCCUUGAUGCUCUUUCGCCUGUAAGUUGUGAUAAAAGGGAUUUCUGGAUAGCAUAAUUGAUGAACAGCAUAAGAUGGUGCUUUCAAUUUGUAUUUGAGUUGUAUUUGUUUGUCA
Messenger RNA from Asparagus officinalis (garden asparagus), 1115 nucleotides. Its product is annotated as universal stress protein PHOS34. NCBI's taxonomy places the organism in Eukaryota, Viridiplantae, Streptophyta, Magnoliopsida, Asparagales, Asparagaceae. The record is from RefSeq and is a predicted model, not a curated record.